AUGUCUUCGGGUCGAUAUGAGCGUCUACCAACCGAGCCUGAGUCGAGGCCGUCGUCUAUAGAUCUUGCCAACGAAGAGGCGAGUAUUGGACGACGAAGGUCGCCUCCAGCGAACCGGGUCACUUACGCUCGUGAUCCACGAUUCGAAUUGCCUACACCGCCUGCGUGGCAACGCGUUGCACUCGUUCUCUUUGUCGUAUUUUUGUUUUGGAUGUUGUACAAACUGAGGGCAUCAGCAUUGGAGGCAGGCGUUCCAGCUGUCCUCUGGUGA
This is a messenger RNA of Fomitiporia mediterranea MF3/22, 270 nucleotides long. RefSeq lists its product as uncharacterized. The record is from RefSeq and is a predicted model, not a curated record. The coding region runs from base 1 to 270 and encodes 89 amino acids. The transcript has 2 exons. NCBI's taxonomy places the organism in Eukaryota, Fungi, Basidiomycota, Agaricomycetes, Hymenochaetales, Hymenochaetaceae.